This is a messenger RNA of Beta vulgaris subsp. vulgaris (sugar beet), 1009 nucleotides long. RefSeq lists its product as hypothetical. Bases 173 to 883 code for a protein of 236 amino acids. The record is from RefSeq and is a predicted model, not a curated record. Lineage: Eukaryota; Viridiplantae; Streptophyta; Magnoliopsida; Caryophyllales; Amaranthaceae. The transcript is spliced from 4 exons.
UUCAUACUUCCAAACGCAUGCUUCUGUGUACUCCUACCUACACGCCUUUCUUUUUAAUUUUCCCGGGUCCCGACCGAUCAUAUAUUAUACUUCCUUCAACUCAAUUAAUUUUAUCAAAUUCAACUCGAACCUGGACAUAAUACUGUGCAACAGAACAACUGAAGCAACAAAAAUGCGCACAAUUUCUCUACUACAAAUCUUUUCACCUCUCUUUCUCUCAUCUCUUCUUCUCAAUCUCACUCAUCUUCAAUCAAAAUGGGUUGUUGAAGCCCAGUUAAUUCCUACCAAAUUCGAUGGUUUUGUAUAUGGUAAACCCAACAAAUUCAACCCAGAUAGAAUUCUCAUUGAAGCUUUCUUUGACCCCGUUUGCCCAGAUACCCGGGAUUCUUGGCCUCCUCUUAAACAAAUUCUUCAUUAUUAUGGUUCCAAGCUGUCUCUUGUUGUUCAUCCUUUCCCUCUUCCGUACCAUGAUAAUGCAUUUGUAAGUUCUCGGGCACUGCAUAUUGUUAAUGAAUUAAACAGUUCUGCAACAUAUCCCUUGUGGGAAAGUUUCUUCAAGGAUCAGGAGAAAUUUUACAAUCAGAAGACUAGCAACAUGACCAGAGUUGAGAUUUUAGAUCACGUUGUAAACUUCACAACAAAAUCUGUAGGCCAUGCCUAUUACUCUGCUGUAAAAUCUGGCUUUAGUGACCGCAAAACUGAUCUCAAAACAAGGGUUUCAUUCAAGUAUGGUUGUUCAAGAGGCGUCUACGGAACACCGGCUUUCUUUGUCAAUGGUUUUCCUUUGCCUGAUGUUGGCUCUUCCAUAGACUACAACGGAUGGAGAAAGAUUAUCGACCCACUUGUUAGCUCAAAGAGAGCACAUGGGUUCUUUAGCGAUUGACAUCAAAGAGAGUCGUUACGAAUCUAUUAAAGUUUUUCUAUAUGUUUGUCUAAAUCAUCUUCUGAGAACAAGAAAAAUUUUAUGAAUCAUUUUAUAAUUUUUAUAUAUAUUUUUCAAUGUUGUCUA